Drosophila grimshawi is the source of this 1750-nucleotide messenger RNA. RefSeq names its product major facilitator superfamily domain-containing protein 10 (gene rtet). Gene Ontology annotation, biological process: transmembrane transport. The record is from RefSeq and is a predicted model, not a curated record. Gene Ontology annotation, molecular function: transmembrane transporter activity. Gene Ontology annotation, cellular component: brush border membrane. The transcript is spliced from 5 exons. Lineage: Eukaryota; Metazoa; Arthropoda; Insecta; Diptera; Drosophilidae. Bases 165 to 1574 code for a protein of 469 amino acids.
UCACUUCUGCUGCUUCUUAGCGGUUACUUGGCGUACUGCUUUUUGUUUUGACCAAGCUCUCGGGCGCACAUACAGUUAUGUUGUCGUCGCCGUGUAAGCAGCUCCAGCAGUAAGAAAGACAGCGAAUUUUAUGUACACGCACGCAAUUCAACGCCCACAACAAAAUGGAAGCUUUACGGAAUCGCCAGAACAAAAUAGCAGCGCCGGAAACGGAAGAACACCCCAACAAAACCAACAAUAACAACAAUAAUGCAGGCCAAAAAGAGAAAAGUGAUCCAAUGAUAUACAUAAUAUUUCUCUCAUUACUCUUCGAUUUGCUGGCAUUUACAAUCAUCUUGCCGCUGUUGCCAUCGCUGCUGGAAUAUUAUCGUAUCAAUGAUAGUUCCGGAUUGUAUGCAUCGCUCACAACGCGAGUCAAAUGGUUUCAAAAUCUACUCGGCGCACCGGAUCGCUAUCUGUCGGUGCUCUUUGGCGGCUUCCUUGGCUCCAUGUUCAGUUUUCUGCAGUUUCUUGCCAGUCCAAUUGUAGGCAGCCUGUCGGAUUACUACGGACGCAAGCCAGUGUUGCUGAUCUGUGCUUCGGGCAUUGCGCUCUCUUAUCUCAUCUGGGCUUUGUCAUCGAAUUUUGCACUAUUUGUGCUGGCACGCAUUGUGGGAGGGAUUAGCAAGGGCAACAUCUCGCUCUGCAUGAGCGUCAUCACGGAUGUGUCCAGCGUGCGGACUCGCGGUCGUGGAAUGGCUCUCGUUGGCGUCGCCUUCUCGCUGGGUUUCAUCAUUGGUCCCAUGAUUGGUGCUAUGUUUGCCAUCUUCUCGAAUAAAAGUGCCAGUGGCGGCGCCUGGUUUGUGCUGCCCUCGCUGCUGGCUCUGGGCUUGGCGCUGGGUGAUGUGCUUCUCCUUGUCUGCUGUUUGCGUGAAACGUUACCAAAGGAGAAACGCGCUCGCGAAAUCGCAUCUGCCUUGUCAUAUGGCUUACAAUUACUCAACGUGUCCGCCAUAUUUAGAUUUGCUGCCAUUAAAAAUGUGCCACGAAAGGAGAUACAAGCGCUGCGCACAAUUGGACUCAUUUAUUUCCUCUACCUAUUCCUGUAUUCGGGCCUAGAAUUCACAGUUACAUUCCUAAUGUAUCAUAAAUUUGGGUACACUUCAAUGGACCAGGCCAAAAUGUUUCUGACCACGGGAGUUGUGAUGACUUUGCUGCAGGGUUCGGUGGUGCGUCGUCUGCCCGAAGCAAAGAUCAAAAGUUAUGCCAUCUUUAGUCUAUAUUUAAUUGUGCCAGCAUUUGUAUUAGUUGGCCUCGCAGAGAAUAGCCGAAUGCUCUAUGCAGGCAUGAUUCUGUUUGCCAUCUCCACGGCAUUUGCCGUCACCUGUUUGACCACAUUGGUGUCCAAGUAUGGUAACGAUGAUCAAAAGGGUUCAGUAUUAGGUAUAUUCCGAUCGUUGGGUGCUCUCGCACGUGCUCUUGGUCCCGUGGUGGGAUCUAUAGCAUUUUGGUGUGUGGGUUCGAAAAUCUCAUACAUUACGGGCGGACUAUUGCUUAUCUAUCCAGCAUUUGCUUUGCAGCGUGCGCGAAUUUAAAACGUAUUUCUAACAGUGCUUUAAGUACAAAAAGAACAAAGUGUUUUUAUUAUUUUCCACUGAACAAUCAGCAACAGCUAGUAUUAACUGCACUUUAUACUUAAUCUAUUGAUUUUCUACAUCAUAUUUAUAAAUAUUUUAUAUUUAAAUAAACACAAUUUUUGUGUCGUUUUCUA